GAUUCUGUUGGUGCCAGUGUGGCACUAAAGUUACUCCGUCCUAUAUUCCAAAGUAUUCACGUGUCAAAGCAUACACAUCGACGUGAGAGAACCAGAGUGUAGUGUAUACACCUGUUUAUAGUACAAGAACGUUAUAUUCUAGUACACGUACAGUGAUUAACAUAGUGUUUAAAUUAUUUAUUAAUUUAUUUCAAAUCUUAUUGAAAUACUUUUGGCAAACAAAAAACAACAAAGAUGGCACCAAAACAAAGAAUGCGUAUCGCUAACGAAAGGGCUACAAAAAAUAUUACACUUCGUGGAAAUGUUCCAAAGUCAUCAAAGCCACAAGAUGAAGGAUCUCCUGUUGGACCUUGUUUAUUAGCACUUUUUCUUUUUGUUGUAUGUGGUUCUGCUGUAUUCCAAAUAAUUCAAAGUAUUAGAAUGGGUUAAAAAAACUAAAAAUAUGAAGAUAAAAAGAUAUUGCUAUUACAGUUAAUAUUAAAAAAAAUUGUCUAUAUCUUAUUGGUAUACAAGUGAAAAUAGACUGUCUUCUUACAUAUUGUAAAAACAUGUAGACAUCAUAAUGAUAUUGACACAAAACUAAAUUUAAAUUUCCAUUAAACAAUUCCCUUUUUUUGCUAC
Messenger RNA from Apis dorsata (giant honeybee), 621 nucleotides. RefSeq names its product stress-associated endoplasmic reticulum protein 2. The coding region runs from base 235 to 429 and encodes 64 amino acids. Gene Ontology annotation, cellular component: endoplasmic reticulum. NCBI's taxonomy places the organism in Eukaryota, Metazoa, Arthropoda, Insecta, Hymenoptera, Apidae. Gene Ontology annotation, biological process: endoplasmic reticulum unfolded protein response. The record is from RefSeq and is a predicted model, not a curated record. The transcript is spliced from 3 exons.